AUGGUAGGAUCCCCACCAUCUUCACACGACAGAUUGCCUUGUCUGCCGUCCUCUGGACAGGUACAUGCAAACUAUGAUUCAAUUCCACGAGACUCGCCAACUAGCGAAACACCUCGGGACUCCAGAUACUCAAGUAACCGAUUCAAUGGAAGCAGACCAUCAAGGUCUUCAUUGCCCAAGCUGCAGCUCUCAAUCAUCUGUCUCAUGAGACUUUGCGAGCCCAUAGCAUUCACUGUAGUUUUUCCAAUGGUGGCAUUUUUGAUGCCCGUCUGGUGCAAUCCUGAUCCGAAGAUGGUGGCAGAUUUCAAUAAAUCACUCACUGAAAAGGAAAUAGGUUUCUAUUCUGGAGCAGUCGAAUCGGUCUUUGCUUUUUCACAACUUUUGACCAUCAUGGUAUGGGGAAAGCUUAGUGACCGGAUCGGACGCAAGCCUGUCAUCUUGUGCGGUUUGUCCGGCGCUAUCAUGUCUACCAUCAUUUUCGGUUUCAGUCAUAGCUUCGCGCAGAUGCUGUUAGCCAGAGGCCUUGGUGGUAUCCUCAACGAUACGUCUAGUGUCAUCAAAUCUUUGCCACUGGUAUCUCAACAGAUGAUGGCCGAAAUGACAACGCCCGAGAAUCAAGCCCUGGGAUUUUCUUUCCUGCCUCUGAGCUUCGCCAUGGGCUCUACGAUCGGCCCGCUUAUAGGCGGCUAUCUUUCCCAACCUGCCGAGAGAUUUCCUAACAGCUGGUUCGCUCGGACACAUUUCUGGCACGAUUUUCCAUGGGUACUUCCCUGCUUUGUGGCUAGCAUCGUUCCCCUGGUAUCGUGCGUGCUUGGUUAUGUGUACCUGGAAGAGACACUACCUUUGAAGAGGUCCAUACCUCACAUUGAAUCGAGUGCUAUGGACGCCUCGAAUUGUGAAAGUACCACGCCCCUCCUUCACGAUAGUCCUGCCGUGGUUUCAGCUGAACCUGUUUCACCGGGCAUUUUUGUGCUACUGCGAGACCGCAAUUUACGUACAAUAUUAGUCAACUACUCGCUAUUAUCAUUCCAGACAAUUGCGUUGGAGGCUCUUUUGGUCUUGUUUGCCUUUACACCUAUCAAAUCCGGGGGUAUCGGCUUCUCUGCUGCAAAUAUUGGCAUUGCUCUUUCUAUCUCAGGAGUUUUUACCAUGAUCGUACAGUUAACGUUGUUUUCUUCAUUACAAAAGAAAUUCGGAACCGUCAAACUCUAUCAAAUAUGCAUGUCAGCGUACCCUGUGAUAUUUCUCUUAUUUCCUUUGAUCCACUUGACUGCUCUUGUCGAGCAAUCUCAAAAGGAUGGUAGUUUCAUUGGAGUAUGGAUUGGUUUAGGCAUUCUAUUGGCUCUGAAAACUACAGCAAAUAUCGUAUAUUGCAAAGCCAUUGGACCUGUCAUGGCCUCUAGCAUGUUUGCAAUCUCAGUAUUGCAUAACGAUUUCUUGGAUGGUAAUACUGUGUUUUAUGUUUUUGCUUGUAUUGCAUUGUUGGCUUUUUUGAGCUCGCUUACUAUUCAAGAAGGUGGUGAGCUUUGGAGGAAUGAUUAA
This is a messenger RNA of Melampsora larici-populina 98AG31, 1542 nucleotides long. RefSeq lists its product as uncharacterized. Gene Ontology annotation, molecular function: transmembrane transporter activity. NCBI's taxonomy places the organism in Eukaryota, Fungi, Basidiomycota, Pucciniomycetes, Pucciniales, Melampsoraceae. Bases 1 to 1542 code for a protein of 513 amino acids. The transcript has 11 exons. The record is from RefSeq and is a predicted model, not a curated record. Gene Ontology annotation, biological process: transmembrane transport.